AUGGAGUCCGUAGUAAAGGAUUUGCAGGCACAAAUCCGCACUCUCAGUGCUCAAGUGGAUACUCAACUUCGCCAAUCUCAGGCGGAUUUUCAGAAGCAGUUGGAUGAAUUCAUGGUGAUACUCAAGAACACCCACUCGUCAUCGUCCAUCGAUGAUGCCUCCAAUACUUUUCCACACGGCCGCCCUCCUUUUGUUCGCCUUGACGUUCCCCGCUUUGAUGGCACUGAUCCAUACUCUUGGAUCUUUAAGAUCGAGGAAUAUUUUGGCUACCAUAACACUCCCGACGCUCAACGCCUUCAAAUUGUCUCUUUUCAUCUUGAUGGCAAGGCUUCUACUUGGUUUCAAUGGCUGAAAUCUCAACACAUGCUCUCUUCUUGGUCAGAUUUCUUGAACCGUGUCAAAUCUCGUUUUGGUGAUUCACAGUUUGACGAUCCCGAGGGUACGUUGGCUAAGCUCUCGCAACAAUGCUCUGUUGCAAAUUACCAAUCAACCUUUGAGUCCUUAAUGGGUCGCACUAAGGGUAUCUCGGAACCCCUACUUAUUUCAUUUUAUAUUUCAGGACUCAAGCCGUCGAUUCGUCGUGAUCUCCAAUUGAAUCGACCGCCUACAUUAGAUGAGACUUUUGCUUUGUCUCGAGUGUUUGAGAGCAAAUAUAUGGACUCCCAAACUGAUGCACGUACUUUUGCUCGCCCACUACCUCGCCCUACUUUACCAACAGCCGUGACGACCAAUUCCACCACUGCGGUCCCGCCAAUUCCUCCUCGGCCCUCUGCCGUUUCGUCGUCCCCUUCUCCUGUACGGUGCGACUCGCCCACCAUUCCUGUUCGGCGCCUCACUCCUGCAGAGACUCGUGAGAAGCGCGAACGAGGGUUGUGCUUCCAUUGUGAUCAGCGAUGGAAUCCAUCCCACCGCUGUAAGACUCCGAGCACGGUUUUGCUCCUCGCCGGUGAUGAUGCUACUUUCUCUCUUGAGGCUCAUGAUAUCUUAGACUCGCCUGACCAUCCUCUAGAUGAUGACAUCAUUUUGGGAGAUGUAUCCAGCCUUCACUCUCUCUCGGGCGCCGCUCAGCCCCGUUCUCUUCGCUUAUGGGGCAGCAUACAGACACAAAGGUUUCAGAUGAUUGAUUAUGGUAGCACUCAUAAUUUUAUCACCCCUAACCUUGCACAGCGCCUCAAGUCAUCGCUUACUGCCAUCCCAAAUUUUUGGGUGUAUAUUGGCAAUGGAGAUUUUAUUAUUUGCCAACAUAAAUGCAUGGCUGUUUCUAUUGAUCUUCAAGGGACUUCUUUCACCUGCGAAUUAUUUGUGUUGCCAAUCAAGGGACCUGAUAUUAUUCUUGGUAUUCAAUGGCUCCAAGAAUUAGGCCAAGUAAUUCAUGAUUAUCGGUGUGGUCAUAUGGAGUUUGAGUGGCAUGGCAAGCGGGUUAUUCUGGACGAUGAUAACUUUUUGACUUCUCAUCAAGUUAGUUUCUCCAUGUUGCAGUCACUUGUAAACUCUGGUGAGGUCGAGGUCGACACUAUUUAUGAAAUCUGGCAUAUUGGUCCACACCAGCGAGAACUCCAUCCAUUUGAUCUUCAAACCAUCCCACCAGCUUUCCACAAGGUCCUCACUGAAUUUACCGAUGUCUUUGAUGCCCCGCGCGGCCUUCCCCCACGUCGUUUGCUCGAACAUCGCAUUUAUCUUGCACCAGGCAGCAAACCGGUUAAUGUUCGGCCUUACCGCUAUCCUUAUUUUCAAAAAAAUGAAAUGGAACGGUUGGUUCGUGAGAUGUUGGAUCAGGGGAUUAUACGCCCGAGUCAAAGCCCGUUUUCCUCUCCCGUGCUUUUAGUCAAGAAGAAAGACGGCUCCUACCGUUUCUGUGUUGAUUAUCGUGCUCUCAACGCUGUCACUGUUAAGGAUAAAUUCCCUAUUUCUACAGUUGAUGAACUCCUUGAUGAACUUGGUCAGUCUACAGUAUUCUCUAAAUUGGAUCUACGUGCCGGUUUUCACCAAAUUCGUGUUCACGAUAAGGAUAUCUUUAAGACGGCGUUUCGCACUCAUGAUGGCCAUUUUGAGUUUCUUGUCAUGCCUUUCGGGCUUACUAAUGCCUCAUCCACAUUCCAAGCGACCAUGAACUUUAUUCUCAAGGAUUUCCUACGUCGCUUCUCCCAUUGUUUUUUUGUGAAAUUCUCCAAAUGUACUUCUGGCACGUCUUCGGUGGAUUACUUGGGUCAUAUUGUUAGCUCCGGCACAGUGCGCGCGGAUCCUGCCAAAAUAGAAGCAAUGCUAGCAUGGCCCAUCCCAUCUUCUGCCAAGAAACUUCAGGGCUUCCUCGGUUUAACCGACUACUAUCGCAAAUUUGUUCAGAACUAUGCUGCCAUCGCUUCUCCUCUCACCGAUCUCCUUUGUAAAGACAGUUUUGUGUGGUCCGAUAAUGCCUCAAUUGCUUUUCAUGCUCUCAAACAGGCGAUGGCCUCGACACCUAUCUUGCGUUUGCAUGAUUUUUCUAAAUAG
This is a messenger RNA of Salvia miltiorrhiza (redroot sage), 2490 nucleotides long. RefSeq lists its product as uncharacterized. Lineage: Eukaryota; Viridiplantae; Streptophyta; Magnoliopsida; Lamiales; Lamiaceae. The coding region runs from base 1 to 2490 and encodes 829 amino acids. The record is from RefSeq and is a predicted model, not a curated record. The transcript has 2 exons.